Messenger RNA from Chlamydomonas reinhardtii, 2909 nucleotides. RefSeq lists its product as uncharacterized. The transcript is spliced from 3 exons. Bases 25 to 2244 code for a protein of 739 amino acids. The record is from RefSeq and is a predicted model, not a curated record. Lineage: Eukaryota; Viridiplantae; Chlorophyta; Chlorophyceae; Chlamydomonadales; Chlamydomonadaceae.
GUUACACCGCUUCCAGCGUACCCAAUGGGCGAUGCCGAUGAGGAGGACGAGGAGGAGGACGAGGGAGGGGACCCGGGCAGCAUCUCCGUGUGCGUCAACGGCGUCGGCGACCUGCUCUCAGGACUGGCGCCGCUGGCUGCUUGCGCUCAGCUGCAGGAGCUGCAAGUACACCAUUCCGUCGGCGACGGCGUCCAGCUCACCUCGGCGGGCCUGGACGUCCUGGUAGGCCUGCGCCGCCUGCAGCACCUGAAGCUGCCGGAGCCGGCGCAGUUUUACAGGGACGAUGGGCAGGACGAUGGGCAGGACGAUGGGCAGUGCUUUAUGCAGCUGCUCAGCACCCGCCGCCCGCCUCAGCUGCGCCGCCUGGCGUUUGGAUAUGAGCUGCUGACCGUCACCUUCGCACCCGGAAAACCCCUACCUCGAACCGCCGCGCUGGCUGCUGGGGCAGCUGCAGGCGUCGCAGCGGGUUUGGGAGGAGCAUCAGGCAUCGGUACAGCCGCAUGGCAUGCGCCGCCGCCCCGCCUGCUGCAUCCCGCGCAGAUGGUUCGGGCAACUGCGGCAGGAGCAGAAGUGGCCGCAGCAGCACCCGCAGCAGCAGCAGCCUCGUCAGCAGAGGCAGCGGAGCCCCUCUGCACCACGGCUUCCGCCUCCUGCUGCUGCUCCUCCCCUUGGCGCCUCGACCAGGUGGAGGUCGACCACGACUACUGGAACGGCUGCGUAUGCUCCAUGGCGUGGCUGGACUGGUUCGCCAGCGAGCUGCUGGCAGCACUCGACACGCUGGGACAGCCCCAGGUCCCAGAGCUGGUGCUUCGGGACAUCAGCAUACAUAGCUGUGACACCAGCAAGCAGAGCUGGGAGCCGCCGCAGUACCUGCGCCCCACCGACGCGCUGCCGCGCCUGCUGCGGCGGUGCGUGUCGGUGCGCUUUGGCGACUUGGGGAGCGGCUCCUGGUGCGGCCCCGGCAGCACGGCCGGGCCAGCCGGUGUGGUAGCGCUGAUGCGGCUGCUGGGCUUGCCGGAUCACCUGCAUACGGGCUGUGGCGUGAAGUACAGCCGUAACCAACUCCUGCUGCCUCUGGCGGGCGGCGGUGAGGAGGCGGCGGCAGCAGCAGCGCCAGCAGCGUAUACCGGGGGGCCAGGCGUGUCGGAGCAGGCAGAGCAGGGGCAGCCUGACCCGCUGCCGCCGCUGGCCUCAGCUGCUCCGGAUCAGGUGGUGAGCGAGGCGGUGCGGCGGUUGCGGGCGGCGGCGCUGACUCAGCAGCAGGUGGCGGCGCAGCUGCUACUUGACCGGCAGCAGCAGCUGCAGCUGCAGCAGCAGCAGGCCUUGGGCAGCUCAGAUGCCAUGCCCAAUAGCAGCAACUACAGCACCAUCAGCGGCAGCACCUAUGGCGGCAACAGCAGCGGCGCCGAAACUGUGGCGGCGGACCGGCGCUGCCUGGCUCCACGUGUCGCUACCGGGGGUGCAGCGCUUGUUCUUCUCAGCGGCGGCGCGCUGCCGCCAAUGCCGCCUAUGACUAGUCGGAUAGACAUGCGGGAUGACGUCUGGUGGCAUUGGUUGGUGGCGGCGCUGCAAGUUUACGUGGACGCCCGCUCCGCCUACAAGCACCUCAUUAGCGGCAGCGGCUUCGGUCAGGCGGGGGUGGCGCAAACUGGAGGUCAGCAGGCAGGCGGGCAGCUGCUACUUGCGGUGGGCUGCCGCUCGCUGGGCGAUGCCGCGGCGCUCGUGGCGCUGCUGCGGCCGAGCACAGCUGCCGGUGUCGCACCAGCGGCCGCGGCCGGGCCGGCGAAGUCUGCUGCUGGUGAUGCCGAGGUCGCUGGCAGCCACAGCGACGAUAACGGCGGCAGCAGCAGCAGCGGCGGCGGUGGCGCUGCCGCGGCAGCCCGGCCGCCGCUGCAGGAGGUCACGGCAGCGGUGGUGCCGGCGCUGCCGGGUUGCGACGCUCGUCCCGUACGGGGCCUUAUGGAGCUGUGCCAGGAGGUGCUUCUUGACAUGUGGGGCCGGGCCUUGACUGGUGCCAAUGCCGGUGCCGGUGUCGGUGCUGCUGCUUCCGGGUCGAAGGCUAGUUCCGGUGCCGCUGCGGGUACCGGUGCUGCGGGUGCCACUGCUGGUGGCCUGGGCGAGGAGUUUUAUGAGCGGCUGCAGCGACUGAUAGAGCUAGACGUGGGCGUGAGCCGGCUCAUCCUCACGCUGCAAGUACGGGACGGAGACAAGCAGAAUGUACGCGAAGGCGAGGAGGGAGGCUAGGAAGAGCGGGCAGAGCAGGGAUGGCAGGGAGAGCAGGAGUAACACGAGGAGCAGCGAGGGCGGGCCAGCCAGGGCAGGCCAGGCCUGGCGGCUGCGCAGCGUGCGCGGGCGGCUGCAGACCAGGACCGAAGGGCGACGGCGGCGCACGCGUGGGCGUUGCGCGCGCUGUGGGCUUUGGUUGUGGGGAGGUGGUUGCUGUGACGCGUGCUGUUUAUUGUGUGAAUAAUUUACUGUAAAUGGCGAGAGCGGCGUAUUGGUGUUAUAGCCAUUCGGGCCCAUAAAGCGGCGCCGGCGCGCAGGUUGAGACCUGCCGAGUUGAAAGUUGUUGGACGUGAUGACUGGGUAAUACACUUGGCAGGCGGUGCCUGCACAAACCGACCCCGGCUAUGUCCGGGAGAUGAGGCUAGUAUCGGAACCUUCGGCCUCAGACGGAGGACGUGGCGUGGACUCAGCCCACUUUUCCCUUGCAAGGGAGACUGGGAGAGCCACCUUUUCUUGUCCUGAUUGGGACACUUGUCAACUCCUUGAUACCCGCUUUUGGCAUGGUGUGGGUUGCCGCGACCUCUGCAACUGGAUAGUGCGCCAACUGGGUACUGGCCCGCCAAGCAUGCACGGCGGCAAGGCGCACAGGCGGCGGUCGUGUUGGCUUGCCCCUUCCCCUCAAG